CCCGCACAGCAACAAUCUGACAGAUAAAAUACCUGUCCCUGUCAAAUCCCACAUGUCCGUAGAACCAUUCCACAAGAUCAUAUGGAACCAACCAGCCUAAAGAUAGACCCAUUCCAAAAUCUAUCUCUCUACAAUAGUCACAGCAACCGGCACGCAAAGACCACAACAUGGACGUAUCCCCUUGCUAUAUCAUCUAGACCUACCCAAAUGUACGAUCGACAUACCAAGGUCACCAGAGAUACCAGAUACCUGAUGCUGCGACUGUGACGUGACCUUGGUAUUCUGCAGGAGAGAGAGAGAGAAGUGGG
Molecule: messenger RNA, 308 nt
Organism: Aspergillus welwitschiae
Lineage: Eukaryota; Fungi; Ascomycota; Eurotiomycetes; Eurotiales; Aspergillaceae
Exons: 1
Coding region: 82-267 (61 amino acids)
Source: RefSeq, a predicted model, not a curated record